GCGACCGGACACGCGCGUUUAGGGUCGUGUUGACCGGGAGGAAAGUCGCGUGCACGUGAAUCUCGGCUGCGUGAAUUCCAUACCUGUGUGGAGGCCAUAAAGGGGUCUUAACACACGUACAAAACGCAGCUUAAACGAAGUAUCCUCCUUCUGUCUGAUCGACUUUUGUCUUGCGGCAUUCCUACGUUACACGACAUAAAACACGCCCCUCCGUGGUAACGCGGAAUAAAUAAAAAAAACAUUCUGGACAUAAAGUGUGCGACGGGGCGACAGCAGAGUUGUAAAGAACCGACUUUAACUGAAGCAUGGCGGAAGUCAAUGGUAGUGCUGCUCAGGUGAAAGAGGAAGAGGAACCUAUGGAUACUUCAAACACAACUCAUUCAGAGUAUUACCAGAUACUUACCAUUGCGGGGCUACCCCAGAAAGUAGCAGAAAGGCUUGAUGAGAUUUUUCAGACAGGUUUGGUGACAUAUGACGACCUGGAUGAAAGGGCAAUUGAUGCUCUGAUUGAGUUUAAUGAAGAAGGGGCUCUGUCUGUGCUUCAGCAGUUUAAAGAGAGUGAUCUUUCACAUGUUCAGAAUAAAAGUGCAUUUUUGUGCGGUGUAAUGAAAACCUACAGACAAAGGGAGAAACAAGGAAGCAAAGUUCAGGAAUCAACCAAAGGUCCAGAUGAGUCAAAGAUUAAGGCAUUAUUGGAGCGUACAGGGUACACUUUGGAUGUAACUACAGGACAAAGAAAAUAUGGUGGCCCACCCCCUGAGCAAGUAUAUUCAGGGCAACAACCAGGAGUGGGAACUGAGGUUUUUGUAGGUAAAAUUCCAAGAGAUCUAUAUGAAGAUGAGCUGGUUCCACUGUUUGAAAAAGCUGGUCCUAUUUGGGAUCUGCGCCUUAUGAUGGAUCCUCUUUCGGGACAAAACAGAGGCUAUGCAUUCAUCACUUUCUGCAGCAAGGAUGCAGCACAGGAGGCAGUUAAACUUUGUGAUAACUGUGAAAUACGAUCUGGAAAGUAUCUUGGUGUUUGCAUCUCUGUUGCAAAUAAUCGACUAUUUGUUGGGUCUAUUCCAAAGAACAAGACCAAAGAAAGUAUCUUUGAGGAUUUCAGCAAAGUUACAGAGGGCCUUGUGGAUGUGAUACUGUAUCAUCAGCCUGAUGAUAAGAAGAAAAACAGAGGCUUCUGUUUCCUUGAGUAUGAAGAUCAUAAAUCUGCUGCACAGGCAAGGCGCAGGUUAAUGAGUGGAAAAGUUAAAGUGUGGGGCAACCCGGUCACUGUUGAAUGGGCAGACCCUGUAGAAGAACCAGAUCCAGAGGUGAUGGCAAAGGUGAAAGUUCUAUUUGUGAGAAAUCUUGCUACUUCUGUGACUGAGGAACUCUUAGAAAGGACUUUUUCAGAGUUUGGAAAGUUGGAGCGAGUCAAGAAACUUAAAGAUUAUGCAUUUGUUCAUUUUGAGGACCGAGAUGCUGCUGUUAAAGCAAUGCAGGAAAUGAAUGGAAAGGAGUUAGAGGGAGAGGAGAUUGAAAUAGUUCUUGCAAAACCCCCAGAUAAGAAGAGAAAAGAACGGCAAGCUGCUAGACAGACCACCAGAAGCACAGGGUAUGAAGAUUAUUACUAUUACCCACCACCGCGUAUGCCACCUCCUGUUAGGGGCAGAGGUAGGGGAGGGAGAGGUGGAUAUUUGUACCCUCCAGAUUACUACAGCUAUGAAGAGUACUACGAUGAUUACUAUGGGUAUGAUUACCAUGACUAUCGCGGUGGCUAUGAAGAUCCAUAUUAUGGUUAUGAUGAUGGCUAUACAGUGAGAGGAAGAGGCAGCCGAGUCAGUAGAGGUGCUCCCCCUCCUCCUCCUAGAGGCCGUGGUGCUCCUCUCCCAAGAGGUCGAGUUGGGUAUUCCCAGCGAGGGGCACCUAUGGGUGUCCCACGUGGUGCCCGUGGUGGUAGAGGUGGUCCAUCCCAACAGCAGAGGGGCCGUGGUGGUCGUGGUGCCAGAGGGAAUCGUGGUGGUAAUGUAGGUGGAAAGCGGAAAGCAGAUGGGUAUAAUCAACCGGAUUCCAAGCGCCGCCAGACCAACAACCAGCAGAACUGGGGCUCCCAACCCAUCGCUCAACAGCCUCUUCACCAAGGAGGCGACUAUUCUGGUAACUAUGGUUACAAUAAUGACAACCAAGAGUUUUAUCAGGAUUCUUAUGGGCAACAGUGGAAAUAGACAGAAUGAGGGCACUGGAAUUAAAAGGAGAUUGGCAACAACUUGAUUGGCUUAAAAUGCUUCAUCCUUCAAACAAAAGUAAAAACAUACAAAAAAAGAAUUGGCUUUAACUCUUCAUUUCUCAAAAAUCGAUUGGCUGUACUCUGUAUUGGGCUGAAGAUGAGAAUUUCUUUGUGUUCAUACACACUUUUCAUUAUUGCUUAUAUCUUUCCUUUCAUAGUGGUACAUGGGACAUUUUUGGCUCUGAGAACAUGGCAGUAAAUUGAUUUUCAUUUUUAUUUCAUUUUUGGUUUCUACUUUUGAAUCUAAAUUUUACCAUCUUAAAGUGGAUACUCAUUUUGAAAACCUUGCGGAAGCCAGUUUAAUCAUGAUUAUCCUGCAGGAAUCAAAUGUGUGUUUUUCCCGGACUUUUUCCCAUAAGAUUGUGAUAGACUGCCAUAGUAAUCUGCUUGUACAUAACGGCUUAAAGCUGGAGCUUCAUGCUCAAAUGUUUUAAAAAGCUUAAAGAAAAAUCCACAGGAAAAAGUAUACAGAUUUCUUGUACUGGGAAUUAACAUAUACUUGUAUGUUAAACAUUUGUAGCAGUAGGUUUAUUGUGUUUUUAAACUGUUAUAAUUUGAAAACGUUUUUGCAAAAUUGCCCUAGAAAAUUUGGUUUGGCUAAACCAUAAGAGCUGUGGCAAUCUGUUCUUUACUGUGAUUGUAUUUAUAACUUGUUCUUGUUACAUUUCAAUAAAACUCUAAAAUAUACCAUUCAAUUAUAA
Messenger RNA from Polypterus senegalus (gray bichir), 2964 nucleotides. RefSeq names its product heterogeneous nuclear ribonucleoprotein R. The record is from RefSeq and is a predicted model, not a curated record. Lineage: Eukaryota; Metazoa; Chordata; Cladistia; Polypteriformes; Polypteridae. The coding region runs from base 306 to 2201 and encodes 631 amino acids. Gene Ontology annotation, molecular function: mRNA binding. The transcript has 11 exons. Gene Ontology annotation, cellular component: ribonucleoprotein complex; nucleus.